Molecule: messenger RNA, 1293 nt
Organism: Sclerotinia borealis F-4128
Lineage: Eukaryota; Fungi; Ascomycota; Leotiomycetes; Helotiales; Sclerotiniaceae
Source: the annotation of a GenBank genome assembly
AUGAAGUCGUCUAUGAUCUCAAUAACUCUUUUGUUUCUUGCAAAUGUGGUAAAUGCAACAAUCUGGCAGAAUAAUCAAGUCCGGGUCACCAAUUACCCCAACACAAAGAUUGAGCUCGCAGGCUAUGAUUUCACUGGCUAUUCUCCCAGUACACCAGAGAUCUCUUAUAAAGGACGAUGGGACAGUAAAUAUGUAUCCUGGUGGUCAGCACCUGGACUCAAAUUUGGAUUUACGGGACAAGAAGUCGCAAUCACUUUUGGACCUUUAACCUCGGACACGGUGUUAGUUGGUUAUCGAGUAAAUGGACAGGAUUGGCAGCUCACAAAUAUCACUACAAAUGCCACGCAUUUACUUGUCAGUCCAGAGUCUUCCGCAAUCAACAUCGGCUGGCCCAUAUACCCCCCGACGUUUGAGCUCCGAGUGAUAAACUGGGCCUACGGCAUCCAAAUCUCUGCUGUCCACUUGAGUAAAGGUGAAAGGCCGAUCAAAAUUCCAAAAUUUUCAAGGUCAAUCGAAUUCAUUGGAGAUUCACUUUCAUCGGGUUACACAGCUACUCUAGAGGGACUCUCGAGCUUUGCGUAUGGUAUGGGGGCUGGCCUUGGGAAUACUGAAUACUCAAUCACCGCAUAUCCGGGUAUUUGUCUAUUCGAUAAGUUGUGCUUCGGCAAUACUCGAGGGAUGUUUCAUCAAUGGUAUUAUACUUCUGAUACUAGCUAUCGAGCUUCUCAAAUAUGGGGUGAGAAACCGGAGCUCUGGGAUUUUUCCAAGCAAGAUGAUGCAGAUCUCGUAGUGAUCAACUUGGGGACUAAUGACAGCAAUGAGGCAAACAAUGUUACGAGUGCCGAGUACGUUGCUCAAUAUACCUUGUUAAUCGAAGGUAUUCAUGCUGUUUGGCCCAACGCUCAAGUUAUUCUCAUUUCUUUGUGGGAAGGUUUCUUUGCCUAUGGGAAUUCCUACGCGCAAGCCCAAGGGUUUACCACUGAGAUACACAAUAUCCAUCAGUAUUUCAACUCCAAGGACUACCUAUCCAACCCCAUACUGUAUAACCCGCAUACGAAUUCUACCUAUUCGUCUCAUCGGCCGUCUGCUCCAUUCGUAUCAUACUUCAACACCACAGGCUUGAUGCAGCACAAUGAUAUAGGACCAGCAUAUCAUCCAACGGACGUGGGGCAUAUCAAAAUUGCGAGCCACUUGAUCCAGUAUGUCAGAGUGAAGUUUGGGUGGGAGUUGUAUGCGACUGGACCGGAAGUAUUUCACGACACCCUUUAUUGGAAUGACAACCAAAGUUAUUGA